CAGGCCGAAAUAGUUGCAGCUAGAUGCCAGCAAAUAGAUCUAAUCAAACAUGCAUGCUUCAGACUCUUAUAUUUGUCCUUCUAUUUUUUUUUCCUUGCGGAAUUCUUUUUAGGUAGGCUGUAGCAUUGUGCACCGUCACUUUAAAAAGACCAGACCAGACCAGCACCAAAGCUUUGAUGUCUACAAGUUGAUUGCAGACCGGAUUAAGUGAGUAGACCAUCAACUACAAGAGCCUCGAAGUUAUGUGCUGUCAGCCUCUCCUUUUGGUUUGCUCCCAUGGCCCUUCCCUCCUUGCCACCUAGCUUUAUUUUGCCCAAGUUUGCCUCAGCGCUCCACUCUGCUGUCCUUCAAUGUAACAGGGCAAUUCGUGCCAUCUCAGUGUUUACUGCUCACCUGCCUCAUUCUGAUGUACUGCAGCAGCAUCCCAUGGAGCACUUGCAAGCAUUGGAUUAUAUCCGGGCAGCAGCGUUCGCCAUCUUGCUAGUCUGGAUCCUUGCAGAGUUUGCGAAACGGAGGAAGAGGCGUCAAGAAGCAGCAGGGCAUGGCCAUGGCGCCGUGGUUUCGGCUCAGAGAAGAGGGGCAGCCCUGCUACAAGCUCAUAUAGUUGCAUUCUGCAAUGCUUCGAUGACGCUAUUGCAUAUUGGUUUUUCUGUUCUUGGAGUCUGGAAGCAGCAAGUUGUCUCCCCGGGUUUAGUCUUUGAAUCGGCAUCAUGGCUUCUUGCGACUCUAUUCUUGCUCUACUGCAAGCAUGAAGGUGCAGGAGUAGUAUCCAACUGGCCUGUGGUUCUAGUUUCUUGGUGGUUCUUCAGCUUCUUAUCAGAAUUGCUUAUCACCUCCUUGCAUUUGUUUCACCUCUUCAACUCUGCAACCGUCAUCAAUUUUACCUCACUUCCCUUCUGCACCAUCAUCUGCCUGGUUGUGGCAGCUAUGAGGCUUUCCAAAGCAAACCGGAAAGAGCUGAACCAACCUCUGCUCGAGGGAGAAGACACUGAUGACAGUAGCAGGAGCAGGUUCUCGAACUCCGGGUGGUGGAGUCGCCUCACAUUCCGGUGGCUGAAUCCAGUCCUUGAGAAGGGACACAAGGUGCGGCUCGAGCUUGAACACAUCCCAUCUGUCCCGCAGUCUGAGACAGCGGAGCAGUCAUAUGCCUUUCUACAAGAGACACUUCACACGCAGAAACCUGAGCCAAUGCAACUGCGAAAAACCAUUAUUUGUGCUGUCUGGACACCUUUGGUCCGCAAUGCAGUCUUUGCAGGGUUCAACACUGUUUCUUCUUAUAUGGGACCAUUCUUGAUCACCUACUUGGUGGAGCUACUCUCUGACAAGAACACUGACAAGGGCCAUGGCCGUGGCUACAUGCUUGCAUUCCUGUUAUUUGCUUCCAAGACAGUGGAGUCAAUUACACAGCGGCAGUGGUACUUCGGCGCCCGCAGAAUUGGAUUCCAGGUGCGUGCAGCACUGAUGGUAUCCAUCUACAAGAAGUCCCUGUCACUGAAGAACUCAAGCACAGUCGCAGGGAAAGUUGUGAACUUCCUCGACGUUGAUGUCGAGAAGGUUAGUGACUUCUUCUGGUACAUCCAUGGGAUUUGGUUGCUGCCCUUUCAAAUUUUCCUGGCACUUGCCAUCCUGUACUCUAGUCUUGGUGCAAUGGCCUCCCUGUCUGCAGUCCUCAUAACAGUGUUGGUGAUGGUGAGCAACACACCACUGACAAAAUCACAGCACAACCUCAACAUGAAGAUAAUGGACGCAAGGGACUCACGCAUCAAGGCUAUGGCCGAGGCUAUGAAGAGCAUGAGGAUCCUGAAGCUUCAUGCAUGGGAGACAGCCUACUUGGACAAACUCCUGAAGCUCAGGGAUGUGGAGAGGGGGUGGCUCAGGAGGUACCUCUACACAUGCUCCGCAAUAUGUUUCCUGUUCUGGGCCUCGCCAACGUUAGUUUCGGUCAUUACCUUUGGUGUCUGCAUUCUUGUGGACAUACCAUUGUCAGCUGGAACAGUCCUAUCAGCCCUUGCCACAUUCAGAGUCCUCCAAGAUCCAAUCUAUAACCUCCCGGAGCUCGUGUCGGUGAUCACACAAACCAAGGUGUCCCUAGAUAGAAUAGAAGAGUUCAUCAAAGAAGACCAGCAGGGGAAGCCAAGUUGCUAUGGAAACAUAACUGAAAAGAAGGACUUGGCAAUGGCUGGUGAAAUGGAAAUUGAACCAGGAGAAUACAGUUGGGAGGCUGACAAUAGCUCAAAGAAAACAAAGAUCACACUCAAGAUCGAGAGGAAGGUAAGCAUCAGGAAGGGUCUCAAGGUUGCAGUAUGCGGACCUGUUGGUUCAGGCAAAUCAAGUCUUCUUUACAGCAUCAUGGGAGAGAUUCCAAGGAUUAGUGGUGCAGAAACAAUGGUUGCUGGAUCGAGGGCAUAUGUCCCACAGAGCGCAUGGAUUCAGACUGGAACAAUUCAGGACAAUGUGCUCUUUGGGAAAGCUAUGGACAAGAGAUUAUAUGAGGAGGUGCUACAAGGUUGUGCUUUGGAUAGAGAUAUGGAGUUGUGGGCCAAUGGUGAUAUGACUGUAGUAGGGGAAAGGGGAGUGAACCUCAGUGGAGGCCAGAAGCAGAGGAUUCAGCUUGCAAGGGCGUUGUACAGUAAUUCUGAUGUUUACUUCUUGGACGAUCCCUUCAGUGCUGUGGAUGCACACACCAGCGCACAUCUCUUCAAGGAAUGCUUACUGAGACUAAUGUCCUCUAAGACAGUCAUGUAUGUUACUCAUCAGCUAGAGUUCCUGCGUGACUCAGAUCUUGUUCUGGUUAUGAAAGGUGGAAGGAUUGUUCAAUCUGGAAGAUAUGAUGAUCUGAUAGCAGACAAAGAUGGAGAGCUCUUGAAGCAAAUGGCUGCACACAACCAAUCCCUUAGUCAGGUCAACCCGGCAAAAACACAUGGCUUGACAAAAAGCAAACGACACAAGAAGAAGCAGGUGGAGCUCACAGAAAUAGAAUCAGCUCACCAUGUCGUAGGGAGGGAAUGUGAGGAAGAACGUGAAUCUGGAAGAGUUAAAUGGGAUGUUUACCGCAAGUUCGUCACCUCUGCAUACGGUGGAGCUCUCAUUCCUGUGGUUCUUGCAUGCCAUGUCUUUUUCCAAGGGUUGCAGAUAUGUAGCAACUACUGGAUUGCAUGGGCAGCAGAGAGACCAUAUCAAGUAAGCAAGCAGAAGAUGAUUGGCCUCUUUGUUCUGUUGUCAGCAGGAAGCUCAGCAUUUAUAUUGGGAAGAGCCGUCUUCCUUUCAACAAUUGCGAUUGAAACUGCUCAGCAGCUCUUCUUAGCCAUGAUCACAAAUAUUUUUCGAGCACCCAUGAGCUUCUUUGAUUCCACUCCAUCAAGUCGAAUACUCAAUAGGGCUUCGACAGAUCAAGCCACAGUUGACACAGAUAUUCCCUACAGGCUAGCAGGGCUUGUAUUCGCAAUGAUUCAGCUCCUCAGUAUUAUUUUCAUUAUGUCUCAAAUUGCUUGGCCCAUAUUCGUGUUAUUCCUAAUAAUAAUUGCAAUUUCCGCUUGGUAUCAGGGGUAUUAUAUCAGUUCGGCUAGAGAGCUAGCAAGGAUGGUUGGCAUCAGAAAAGCUCCAGUCCUCCACCAUUUUUCAGAGACUGUAUCAGGAGCUGCAACUAUUAGAUGCUUUAAUCAGGGAGAGAAGUUCCUCGCAAAGAGCUUUGCCCUCAUUGAUGACUAUACCCGCGUUACUUUCCACAAUUCAGCGACUGUUGAAUGGCUGAGCAUCCGUAUCAACUUUCUCUUCAACCUCGUAUUCUUCGUGAUGCUAGUCAUACUUGUUCUCUUGCCCAGGGAUACAAUCGAUCCAAGCCUUGCAGGGCUUGCAGCUACCUAUGGCCUUAACCUUAACGUGUUACAAGCAUGGGUUAUAUGGAACCUGUGCCAUGUUGAGAACAAGAUGAUCUGUGUUGAAAGGAUUUUGCAGUACUCAAACAUACCAAGUGAGUCUCCUUUGGAGGUUACAAACUGUAGACCAACAGAAACAUGGCCAUGGUGUGGAACAAUUCAGAUCGAGGCUCUCCAAAUUCAGUACAAACUUGACAUGCCCAUGGUUCUCAAGGGCAUAAGCUGCACGUUUCCUGGAGAAAGGAAAAUUGGGGUGGUGGGGCGGACAGGGAGUGGGAAGUCUACUCUCAUCCAGGCUUUGUUUCGGAUCGUCGAACCAUCUGCAGGACGGAUACUCAUAGAUGGAGUGGACAUAUCACUUUUGGGAUUGCAUGAUUUGCGCUGUAAAUUGAGUAUUAUACCACAAGAACCGACUCUGUUCCAAGGGACUGUCAGAGCAAACCUGGAUCCUCUACAACAGUAUCUGGACACCGAAAUAUGGGAGGUUCUGCGGAAGUGCCGCCUUGACGAGAUUGUCAGAGAAGACAAUAGGUUGCUAGAUGCACCAGUUGCUGAAGAUGGAGGAAACUGGAGUGUGGGGCAAAGACAACUUGUCUGCUUGGCCAGGGUAUUGCUCAUGAAAAAGAAAAUACUUGUUCUGGAUGAAGCUACAGCAUCAGUUGAUACUGCAACAGACAAUAUCAUCCAGAAGACUAUAAGGCAAGAAACGGACAAUUGCACAGUUAUUACGAUUGCUCACAGGAUUCCCACCGUGAUCGACAGUGACCUUGUUCUUGUGCUCGGUGAAGGUAACAUACUAGAGUUUGAUUCACCAGAAAAUCUCCUUAGGGAUGAGUCAUCGGCUUUCUCGAAGCUGGUGAUGGAAUUUGUGGGAAGAUCAGAGGGAAGACAUCAACCAGUACUGACAUAGAAACAUCAAGCAACUAUCAACCUCACGUAGACCUGUAUAUAUAGACUACGGAUUAUAAAGAGGGGGCACGGCUGGGUAGAAGGCAGCACUAAAAGGAAAUUUUGGUUUAGUGAUGACAAUUAGAGUUAGACCAGUGCCUCCAAUGGCAUGUGGAUACUCGAGCUAUAUUAGAAAUUAACUUAUCUUGUCAAUCAGGUGAUCUUAGAUUGAUGCAUCUUCGUUUCUUGAAACAACUAAAAGGGUCUUUUCCUGCUUUUUUUUU
Molecule: messenger RNA, 5047 nt
Organism: Brachypodium distachyon (stiff brome)
Lineage: Eukaryota; Viridiplantae; Streptophyta; Magnoliopsida; Poales; Poaceae
Product: putative ABC transporter C family member 15
Exons: 10
Coding region: 277-4785 (1502 amino acids)
Biological process (GO): transmembrane transport
Cellular component (GO): plant-type vacuole; vacuolar membrane
Molecular function (GO): ATP hydrolysis activity; ABC-type transporter activity; ATP binding
Source: RefSeq, a predicted model, not a curated record